Molecule: messenger RNA, 871 nt
Organism: Branchiostoma floridae (Florida lancelet)
Lineage: Eukaryota; Metazoa; Chordata; Leptocardii; Amphioxiformes; Branchiostomatidae
Exons: 7
Coding region: 88-792 (234 amino acids)
Source: RefSeq, a predicted model, not a curated record
CUGUCAGGGGACACUGCCAGGUGAAUCCACGCACAGGUCAAGGAACUUACCUCAGACCGGGUUUGGUGAUUAAAAAAACGAGCAAAAAUGGCCGCCACGUUUCGCCGACUCCUUGCGACAGCAGCUCUGCUGGUGCUGAUACAACUCCUCUCCAUCGGCACAACGUCAGCACAAACGACUGCAGCCGCAGGUUCUACUGCAGCCCCCAGUACUGCAGCGCCUUCUACUGCAGCAACUACCGCUGCACCGGUCUCUCUCAUGCGCUACGAAGUAGUGCUGGUGUAUGAGGCCAUUUCCAUCUGGGCUAUUAUCCUGAUUUUGACCAUGCUCGUGGCUGAUGCAAGCAUGAACUUCACCGUUGUGAAGAACGUGGCCAUUGUUGGCCCUAUCAUCGGCAUGCUGCUUUGCGCGGUCCCGAUGAUUUUGGCCCCCAUCUCACCUAAUAACGGAAGCAAUGAGCAGGGUGGGUUUACCGCCCUUAUGAUCCAGUCUACCGUCUGUGCUGUUCUGAGUUUCUUCGCGGCAUUUUCCGGCUACAAGGUCAAGCAGAAUAUUGGUGAAUUUACUCCAACAAACGGAUACGGCAUGCCGCAGACAACUCUGUCUCUGCUGGGUACCGUCGGAAUGAUGCCUGCCAUCGCGGGGACCAUCUUCUCCGCACUCAACGUCGCGGAAGGGUACCAGUGGCCCGGUAUUAUCGUUGGCUGCAUCUGCACCGGACUGAUGACGACAAACUUGAUCUGGUAUACCACACGCGCUAUGACAGGGAAGAACAUGGCCGCCAAAGCAUGAACGUCAACGUCCAGUAAUAGUGCGGCAACAAGGUGACGAAGAAAGGAGACGAGUAAACUGCCAGAAAACCCACCCAUCU